CAAUGACAUCUUCAUUGUCUUUCGGCUCUGUUGAUGGAGUUAUUACCACUGAAAAGUCAUACCAUUUUGUGCAAAAGUCAUCAACGUGAUUCGCAAAAAUAUAUUUUGAUAUCAAAAAUUUAUUUUUUGUGUUGUAACCGUUCACCAUUCGUUUACCUGUAAAUUUAUGUUUGAUCAAUAAUGGCGAGAGUUCUGAACGUAGAGGCUCAACAAAUGUGUCGAGAUUUGGAAAAUGAGCGAUUGUGCGAGGUCUACGUUGACGAUCCGCAAGUGUUUGCAGCUGAUAAAAUCCUUGACAUAAGGGCAAUCCCAACUAAGAUUGAAUAUUGUAUAAAGUGGACCGGCUAUUCUGCUGAAUAUAACCAAUGGGUAACCAACACGUAACUCCUGAUUUGAAGCGUGAAUUUUCAAUCGGGAAAAAGAAAAAAGAAAUUCAACUCUUCAAACAUGAAAAAGCCAAAGCGCGAGUAAUGCGUAAAAAACUCGGCAGAAUAGCGAAGAGUUCAAGUUUCGGCGUUACUUUAACUCCAAUCAUCGUAUCAUCGAUAACUCGUACUGCUGAAGUACGUGUCACCACUACACCAACGGAAUAUGACAAGAAGAACGGAACGUCGUCAGUGACCAUGUCAGUGAAAUGUGAACCUCAAAUACCGGAAUGGAGUACACCGAAAGAAGAUAGUCAAGAGAGCGAUGCAACGAUGUCUGAGACAUCAUCGGAAUUCGAUGAAUCUGACGUUGAAGUAACGAAAGAAGAUAAUUUUGAAUGCGAUACAUUCAUGCCUUCGGCAUCAUCGAAGUCCGGCGAAUCUGAAGGAUACGAUGCAACGAUGCCUGAGACAUCAUCGGAAUUAGAUGAAUCUGACGUUGAAGUGACGAAAUGUACUACACCGAAAGAAGAUAAUGUUGAAUGCGAUACAUUCAUGUCGUCGGCAUCAUCGAAGUCCGGCGAAUCUGAAGAAUACGAUGCAACGAUGUCUGAGACAUCAUCUGUAUGUGAUGAAUCUGAGAUUGAAGCACCAAAAUUCACUGCACCGAAACAAAAUAAUGUUGGAUGCGAUACGCCGACGUCUGUCGUACCAUCGGAAUUUGAUGAAGCUGGAAUUGAAGUCGAUGAGAAGAAUAUUUCGCCAAGCGAGAAUGACGAAAAUGGUCCAUUAGUGUCUGUGGCACUAUCGAGUGACUGUUCUACUGAAACAACACGGCGGGAAUCGGGUCAUAGUUCCGUCAUGUCAAUGACACUUGUUGCAGAAUCUGAAUCGGAUGUCGAUUCUUUUGAAAAGCAACACCAACGCAAAGAAUGGUUACUGGGAUUCAAUGAACAGUUGGAACCAGUAUUUGAAUCGGCUGUCGAAUCUUUUGAAAGGCAACACCAACCCAAAAAAUGAUUACUUGGACUCAAUGGACAGUUGGAACCAGUGUAUACACAUAUAUGUGAGUAAAUAAUAGUGUAAAAGUAUUCGUAUUAAUGUUACUGCAUAAAAUGGCGCAAUUCAGUUUCAUAAUUUUGUAAAUUAAUGUUGAAGACCAAAGUCUUAAAUUUGGCAAAACAUUUCAU
Molecule: messenger RNA, 1555 nt
Organism: Bradysia coprophila
Lineage: Eukaryota; Metazoa; Arthropoda; Insecta; Diptera; Sciaridae
Source: RefSeq, a predicted model, not a curated record